AUUCUAGGCUGCGGUUUCGUAUUCACCGAUUCGGUUAAAUGUGUCGUAUAUUUAAUAUUUAUAGCACUGAUGGGGAAAUCUGGCCGGGGUUACUUGAGGGCCUUGUGUUUUGCAUUUGUUAUUGCAGGUCCCAUUGAAAAUCUUUCGUUAAAUGCCGGAGAAAUAGUUCGCGUCUAUAGCUGUUCAAAAAUAUUAACCUUAAAUCUGACACGAACACGUUUUGAUUUAAUGACAAAACCCUUUCAAAACACCCUGGCCCAUAUGAAAGAUGAUAUACGAGAGGUACAAAAAACAUUUGCGGAAUUUCGAAAUGUCACAAAAGCCAUACACGAAGAGAUUAUGGGAGAUGAUCCUCCCUUAACGGUAAAUGAUACUUUGGAAGCAAAUAACACCAUAAGAUCUAGACGAGAUUUAAAAGAUCCCGAUAAGGAGGAAAUCUCUCCCGAAUACAUUGAAGAAAAAUAUAAAAAUAAAUUUCGCAAACGUUGCCAAUUGCAAUUGGAUAGCGGCAAGGCAAGGUGUCGCAAAGCAUUUGCAAAUUCGUUGGAAAAAUGUCGCGAGAAAAUACCAAUCUUUUUACGAACCCUUAUUUGUUGGCCAUUUAAAAUUAAUUUUAUUUGUAAAAUUAAUAUUUUGGGUGAUCCGCAGAGAAUAUGCGAUCCAUCGGCGGCUAUUCCCGCGGAUUUUGGUCAAACUUAUUUUAAUUUAGUUCACAAUGAAAGUAAACUUUAUAAAGAGAAUUCAGAUGUUAAGGUCCAUUAUGCUAUAGCGAGCCCGGAAUCGAUGCCGGAAUUUCAAUCAGCUAAACAAACCGCCAAAGCGGUUGCCAAAGAAUUCAGUAUGCGGAAAAAAGUAUUUGAUUCUGUUAUGAAGCUAUUGGAACAAAUCCUGGCUUUUAUGCUAUUUAGGGUGUUGAUGGCAUGCAUUUCAUAUCACAAGAACUACAAAAAUAAUAUCGAAUAUGAUAAUAUCUAUAUAACGGAAUAUUUUAAACGAAUCGAUUAUGAGAGGAAACAAAAAUCGAAAAUGUAUUUGCUGCCAUUGAAAAAGUAUGAAAAAACAAAGUUAAUAGAUGUCACCGAUAUCUGGCAACGUACCUUAGAGGAAUCGCGGGCAGUUACCUAUCACUUAAUUCAAUUUGCUUUGGAAAUUAUUGCCGCCAUGUUCUUUCUAUUUUUGGACUAUAUAAUUGUAACGGUAUUAUUGGUAAUAAGGAAAAAUUCUCAAAUCACAUUCGUUCAGGAGGGCGAACAUACCAUACAUUUUGCGAUCCAUGGUUCCGGAUUGAUUGCCAGGCUUUUAAGAACAACAAUGCGUAACUUUAAUAUGCAUGAAAGGGUUUCCACGUAUAUGACCAAUGAACCAUGUUUGCCGAAUCCCAAUCUGUUGGGAAGAAGUUUCUAUUUAAAACUCCUGAGCCUCUACGUCCUUGUCAUAUUCCUAAUCUAUCAAAGUGCAACCUUUCUGCGUAUGCGUCGCCUGAUAUGCGGUUAUUUUUAUCGUACGCGGGAAAAGAAACGUAUACUUUAUUUAUAUAAUCUUCUGCUGAGGCAGCGGCGAUCUGUCAAGGAGGCAAUGUUGAGACAGGCUAAACUGAAUUUUGCUAAUCGAAAAGUUCGCUUAAAGGCGAAUGUUUUAUUGAAAUUACGUUUGCGUUGGCCUCAACAUUUUGAUUGGCUAAGACGCUUCCCAGCUGGUCGUCGGAAAUGUGUGAUUUGUGAGGGACUUGAGGGUAUGUAUGACGUUGUUAUUAAAACCGGUUAA
Molecule: messenger RNA, 1764 nt
Organism: Musca vetustissima
Lineage: Eukaryota; Metazoa; Arthropoda; Insecta; Diptera; Muscidae
Gene: snky
Product: protein sneaky
Exons: 8
Cellular component (GO): membrane
Source: RefSeq, a predicted model, not a curated record